This is a messenger RNA of Zonotrichia albicollis (white-throated sparrow), 3377 nucleotides long. The record is from RefSeq and is a predicted model, not a curated record. NCBI's taxonomy places the organism in Eukaryota, Metazoa, Chordata, Aves, Passeriformes, Passerellidae.
UGCCCCAUCCCUGGACACGUCCAAGGCCAGGGUUUACAGGGCUUGGAGCAACCUGGGAUAGCGGAAAGUGUCCCUGCCCAUGGGAGAGGUGGAACGAGGUGAGCUUUAAGUCCCCUUCCAACCCAAACCCUUCCAUGAUUCCUGGAUUCCAUGUCUGUGUUUCCUGAAGGCCCAAUGUUUUCUAGGUGAUGCCACUGAGAACUGUGAGAAAAGACAGUUCCUGCCCCAAAUAAACUCCAGCCUGCCCAGGGAAAGCAGGAUGAUUAUUGUUUUUCCCAGAAAGGAACUAAAUUGAAUUGUAGAUUUACCCAAACAUUUCCAAUCCAAGAGAUUCCCUAUCCCAUAGGCUGGUCUCCAGCUUUCACCCCCAGUUCUUUGCUGUGACCUUUUUCCUGCCAAAUUUCUCCUAUUGAUUUUCUGGUUUUGUUUCUGAGAUGGCCUGGGAACACCUCCCAAACAAAGCAUCCCCUGAGCACUGGGUGAUGUCUCUGGGGUCCCUGUGCACGGAUUCCCUGCAGGCUCUUGAAGGGAAGAGGGUUUUGGCAGCACAUGUCACUGCACAGGAUUGGUGUUGUAUUACACCAGCUCCAAUCAGGGUCCCGAUGGAACUCUGCAGGCUUCUGGAAAUUAAUUUCUUAAGAACUGGGCAGAAAAAUCCUGUAAAUUCCACAGGGUCAGGAAAAAGGGCAUCCUUCAGCUGCAAAAGUGUAAUCAUCCGAGGAUUUUGCUGCAGAAACACAGCUGGGGACUUGAGUUUUAGUUUGACAGGAGCAGGACAUCAAAUAAAUUCCUAUUUUCUGAGUGGGAAUGAUGGAGCUGAUGAGAGGCUGGGAUGGAUGGGGGCCUGAUCCUCCUAUGGCCCCAGGCAGGGUGUGGGGAAUUCCACCUACCUGGAGUAGUGAAGGGAGGAUGGGAAGAGCUGAUGGAGCAGGGGCCGGACAGCACUGUCCUUUGUGUUUGUUUCAAAAGCACUGGAGUCAUGAGCAGAGAAUAAGGACCAUAAAUGUGAUGCUCUGUGAUAUAGAGGCUGCUGGAGUGGCACUAAAUCCUGAAGUACUCCCCAGUGAAAGUGAAUGAGAUACUUUUUUUCCUUUUUAAAAAAUAAUUUUCCCGUAUCUAAGCUGGAGCAGUGAGGAACAUCCAGAUUAACCAGCCUAUGGAUUGGGAACACAGCUCUGGAGAGAAAAGGAGAGAGAGAUGAUUGAAGAGACCAACAAGGUGGCACAAGCUACAUUUCCUUUAGGAAACCAGGCUAGAAAUUAAACCCUUUCCAAUAAACAAAUAAAGCCAAUAGCAGGAUUGCGCUGUCUUUAUUUUACACCUUUCAUUUUAUGACUGCAUUGUGUCUGCAAUACGCCAGCAGCGAGCAAGGGCUAAAUCUAUUAAGUUCACACAGGGAUAAGAGAUGCAAAUGCAGAAACGGAACACUGAGGUUUACGGAGGUGGGGAAAUAAGGAAACAGUGACAGUUGUCGGUGGGACGCGGCACUACGGGAUUCUCGGGACACCCGCGCGCUUCCAGUGUUUCAGCCCAGUCGUUCCUUCACUGCUUUACUCUGGCCAGCUCUGCCUUUAACCUGCAAGUGGCAACACCUGGGGGGAAGCCCAUUGACUUUGUGGAUGUGAACGAGGCCAACACGCGCUGGAUCCAGGACUUCCGCAUGAAAUCCUACGCCAGCCCCGCCAAGCUGGAGUCCAUCGAUGGGGCUCGGUACCACGCCCUGCUGAUCCCAAACUGCCCCGGGGCUGUGACUGACCUGGCCAACAGCGGCUACCUGGCCAAGAUCCUGCAGCACUUCAGCACUGAGAGCAAGCCUAUCUGUGCUGUGGGACAGGGAGUGGCCGCUUUGUGUUGUGCCACCAAUGAGGAUAAAUCCUGGGUUUUCCAGGGAUACAGCCUGACAGGGCCCUCUGUGUACGAGCUGGUGAGGCAGCCCAAUUUUGCCAGUUUGUCCAUUAUUGUGGAGGACUUUGUGAAGGAUUCUGGAGCUACAUUCAGUGCCAGCAGCCCAGAUGCUGUCCAUGUGGUGCUGGACAGGCACCUGGUGACAGGACAGAAUGAGAAUUCCACCCUUCCUGCUGUCCAGAACCUCCUGAUUCUUUGCAAUGUCAGCAGGAAAUGAAGGGGAAGGUCUGUUUGCAAAGAGGAUGGAUGAAGAGCCAGCAGGCUGAGGAUUUCCAUGGCUGUGACCUGGAUGAAGACCCCUCUGAACCCCUGUCCUGGACUCUGAACUGACUGUGGCAGUGCCAGGUUCUGUGUGGAUGGAAUGGAUGGAGGUUGUCAGAAGCAGCUGGGACACUCCCUUAUAUUUUUGCUGCUCCAUUUUUUCACUGCUUCUCUAGACCCUCAGUUUACAGAUGUGGGGAGCCAUCUCCUCAAAACCCCCCAGAAGUUGGUGCUGUGAAUACAAAUUGCUGAAGCUGUGCUGGUGCACAGCGUGCCCUUGUUUUUUCUUCCUGUUCACAUGGCUGGAAUUGUGUUCAGAAAGUUUGCUCAGCUUUUUUUUUAACGUGGUCCUACAAUUGUUUAUUUGUCCUCCUUUGUGCUGCUUAUGUUGUGGGUUUUGUUCUCUUGGGAAUGCUCCUCUCUGGGAGUACACUGCUGCUGUCUCUUGCUGGAAUUUUGUGGACUAGGGCAAUGAAAAUGCAGGUGGUUAAUGUGGGUCCCAUGUGAGGACCCAGCUGUGGGGUGGAGUCUGGACUCCUCCUUCCUUCUGAGCUGCAGGUGUGGCUUGAAGCUGAGCAUGGCAAGGAAUAACCAGACUGAGUUGUUUUUUUUUUUAAAUUGUUGCAGGCUCAAACAUACAAAAUUAUUGGAAAGUAGAUAAAUUAACUUUUAGAUAAUUGAUUUUCCUUCCCUCUUGGAAUUGUGGGCAGCAUUUCUCCAGUGCUCUAAAGAAAUUGGGUUAUUUUCUUACAAUAUUACAAUAUUUUGGUUCUAACCAAUCAUCAAGUCAGGAAAUUUUCUCUUUUCUGUGUAAAAUCCUUUUUUUUUAGCUCUGUCUCAAGAAUUCAGUGUGAUUUGAAAAGACAGAGUGCUGUGGGUUUUGCUGGGUCUUCUGCUGUUGCAUUCUGGAGCCCAGCUUACAGAACUUUGGCAUUGAUGGAAAUGAAAACCAGAAUUUGAAAUGAAAAUUGUGCUUUGAUAGAUAUUAAAUGAUCAAUCAGCUUUGAUAAUUUAAAUCUUCAUUCCUGACAAGCCAUCUUGGGGAUUAGAUGCUGACACCACCAGGAAAUACUUUCAGUCUGGAAAGCCACAUCUUGUUUGUGAGGUGGGAGACUGUAUUUCCUUAGGGUCUUUGUUUCCAUGGGAUUUUGCCAAAAUUGCUACAUCUUUUCUUUGCUUACCUGUAAAAAUAGAAAUUGGUGUCUACUCUG